Musca domestica (house fly) is the source of this 2763-nucleotide messenger RNA. RefSeq lists its product as uncharacterized. Gene Ontology annotation, molecular function: pseudouridylate synthase activity; kinase activity. The record is from RefSeq and is a predicted model, not a curated record. NCBI's taxonomy places the organism in Eukaryota, Metazoa, Arthropoda, Insecta, Diptera, Muscidae. The transcript has a single exon. The coding region runs from base 502 to 2613 and encodes 703 amino acids.
AAAAAUUUAAAAAAUAAAAAUAAAAAAUAAAGUUAAAAAUUCCAACAUUUUUAAACGACAAAUUUCUAUUGAAAUAAUUAGAUUAAAAUAAAUCAACAAAAAUCACCGCGGUAGAUGGGUGUAAACUCAAUUUGCUCGGAAAUAUAUUUUUGACAGCUUGAUCAUGAUCAGCUGGACAUAAACAUCGCUUUCAUUUCAUUUAUAUUGGCAUCCAAACAGUGGUACCAAAAAGGUUGGCUUGUAAAAGUUUUAAAUUUGGUUGUCGGAGUGGCUUUAUUACGUUUUUAAUUAUUUUUAGAACAUUAAAGUCAUUUUAAUCAAUGCAAAUAACCAAUAACAAGUUUAUGCCAAACCACCGCCUCAUUUGUCAAUGCCCAAAGUGCAAAAUGAUUUUGUGUUGUUGUAGAAAUCCAUCUGAUUAUUCGCACAGCUAGUUUGCUUCUACGCACUGUAGAGUAGUAGAACAUAAAAUAUUGUUUUAUUUUUAUUUUAUAAUAAAAAAUGCUAUUACGAAACAUAGCUGGUACAUUACUGAGGCCCAAUUACAAAUGGCCAACCUCUAGGCAUUUUCAUAGUUUAUUAGAUAUUCAUCCGAAUAUUAGAAAUGCCCUUAACCAAAAAAAGCCGGUAGUAGCAUUGGAAUCAACAAUAAUCACCCACGGCAUGCCGUAUCCUCAUAAUAUGGAAACUGCUUUGGAGGUAGAAGAUGUGGUUAAAACGGUGGGUGCUACUCCCGCCACUAUUGCCUGUUUAGAUGGACGACUUAAGGUUGGCCUAACAAUGGAGGAGAUAGCUAAACUUGCAGAGGUUGAAAAAGCUGACGUGUUAAAAUGCUCUCGCCGAGAUCUGCCCUACGUAGUGGCCAAUGGUAAAUGUGCUGGCACCACAGUGGCUGCUACAAUGAUAAUUGCACACAUGGCUGGCAUUAAAAUUUUCGCAACAGGCGGUGUGGGUGGUGUUCAUCGCGAUGGUCACAUAUCAUUGGAUGUAUCUGCCGAUUUAGUUGAAUUGGGCAGAACUCCAGUCGUUGUUGUUAGUAGUGGAGUAAAAUCCAUUCUGGAUAUUCCACGAACUUUGGAAUAUCUUGAAACUCAAGGGGUAUCAGUGGCUGCCUACAAUAAUGAGGGUAAAUUUCCAGAUUUCUAUACCAGGGACAGUGGUUGCAAAGCUCCUUAUAACUUGAAGGGACCACAGGAUGCAGCUGCUCUCAUUAAAGCCUUGCAAGAUUUAAAUUUACAAUCAGGAAUGUUGAUAGGUGUGCCAAUUCCCGAAGACUACGCCCUUGAUAAAGACAUGGUCAGAAAGGCAAUCGAUGAAGCUCACAAGGAAGCGUUGGCCAAAGGUGUAGAGGGUAAAAACGUUACCCCAUUCAUGUUGGCUGCAGUAGCCAAUAUUACAAAAGGCAAUAGCCUGAGAGCAAAUAUUGCCCUGAUUAAAAAUAACGCAAAGGUGGCUGCCGAGAUCGCAUGCGAACUGAGUGGCGGAGAUGGGAAUAAACCAUGUUUGAAUAGUCCAAGGAAACAACCACCGCCCAUGAUUAUCGGUGCAUCAAUGCUGGACCUGUGUUCAACGAUGAUCGAUGAUAGCCCACUUGCUUUGGAUGGAGCUACAUAUCAAACCAAAGUAAAGGAGUCGGCAGGUGGCGUUGGGCGCAACUUAGCCGAAAGUAUACAUAAAUUACAUGGCGACGCCAGUUUUAUAUCUGUCGUUGGCAAUGACCACACAGGCAAAAGUCUGUUGCAGCUGAUGCCUGACUCCUUGUGCAGCAAGAUACACGUUGAUAGUAAAAACACUACAUCAAUCUGUUCCAUUUUAUUUGAUAAAAAUGGAAAUUGUAAAUUAUGUUUGGCCAACAUGGAUAUCCAUAAGACUAUUUCGGGAAAAUUAGUAGAACAACAUGAACAAGAUUUUCAAAAGUCUCCUCUGAUAAUUAUAGACGGUAAUCUCUCCGUGGAAGCAAUAGAUUCAAUAUUAACGUUAGCUAAACGCCACAAUAAACCUGUGUUUUUCGAACCAACCGACAUGCUUAUUGCCGGCAAACCUUUCCAACUGAGCCAACAACAAUUCCGACAAAUCAAAUGUAUUUCUCCCAAUGUAUACGAAUUGAAAACAAUUGUGGAAACUUUGUGUUCCAAAAAAAUAGAAUGGGACCCAAAUAGUUCAUUAGCAGCUGGUCAGGAGCAAUUAAUACGUGAUUGUACGAAUUUGUUAAAGCAGAUUGAGGAUCACUUUGAUUGUAUUGUCGUAACACUCGGCUCCCAUGGCGUAUUGGUUAAUAUUCGGGGUGAAUCUUUUCAACAUAGAUUUUUCAAUAGUGACUCGGAGCACUAUACCCCGCCCCAGGAAAAAACACAUAUGCGUCGGUUUUACAAGGCCCCCGUUGUUGCUGAUAUCGUAAAUGUUUCUGGUGCUGGCGACAGUUUCUCUGGCGGUUUCAUUACGGGACUUUUGCGUGGUUACACUGUGGAUGAAUGUAUAGCAUUUGGUUUUGUUGCCGCAACAUGCGCACUGAAAUCUGAAUCCGCCGUUCCAACACAAUAUUUCAAGAGUACAGAGGAUGAAAAUCAAAGGCAAAAACAACAGCUUUGUGAUUUAGUAUUUUUGGAUGUUUAAUAUUAUAAAAAUAUUAAUUGUUAUGCAUUUUUUUAAAAACUAAAGCAUUCUAUAAACAGUGUGUUCGCAGAUAGCAUUUCUAUAUAUAGUUAAUAAGCCCACCUGUAAAUAGAAAAGUUAAAAAAAUAAAUUUAAAUUUUUAUAUGGAAA